AUGUCCAUGCCCCCACCCCCACCACCUCACAAAGGUAAAUCCCCUCAAUUAUCAGCCUCCGACCCUCCCUCCGCCAAUAGCAACACCAAAUCACCCUCGCUAUCCCCUAGUAAAGCCAGAUCACCACGUACCAAGCCUUUACAAAUGACCGGUAUAACACCCCCUGCCCCACCUACCAACACCGGCAAAUCGGUCGAUCCUGAAGUAUUGGCGGAUGCAGUAUCGAAGUUGGACAUGAUACGUUCAGCGCCAGCACCGAUGUCUCAGGUGAAUUCUCCCGCGGUCACCCCAGGUGCUAGUGGUCCCUCGUCACCUAGAUUAUUUGGUAUACCCGGUGGAGCGAAUAUGCCCACAGGACUGGAGAGAAUGCCCAGUACAGAUGGGAAAUCCAGUGUGCCUGGUACACCUCAUUUUGGAGCUCAGACUGAGCUACUCAGAACUUUAGAUGAAAGUACGAGGAUCCUAAGGCAGAGUUCAAAAGCACCCUCCCGAGCUCCGUCAGUCUCCGGUAUCGGUACAGUCGUCGAAAAACCUGAUUACUCGGAGGCGAAGAUUGUGGUAGCCAUGGUUGGACUACCUGCUCGGGGAAAAUCAUAUUUGAGUAACAAGCUGAUGAGGUAUUUGAGAUGGUUAGAAUAUAACGUCGACGUUUUCAACGUUGGUCAGCUGAGACGAUCAAAAGCUAGGUCAGCAUUACAAGCGGGCAAAGGGAAAGUGGAUCAUUCAGCCACAUAUUUCUCACACUCCAAUGCGGAAGCCAGUAAGAUUCGAGAGCAAUUAGCGAACGAAACACUGGAAUCGCUUAUAUCGUGGUUGAAGAAGGAGGGUAAUGUUGGGAUCAUGGAUGCUACGAAUAGUACCAUUGAGAGGAGAGAAUGGAUCCGUCAUCGAGUAGCACAAGAACCUAACCUCCAGUUAAUGUUCCUCGAAUCAUUCUGCGACGACCCCGUAGUUAUCGCUGCGAACGUUGCUCUCAAAGCAUCUUCCGGUGAUCCAGAUUACGCUGGGAUGUCCCGAGAAGACGCCGUAAGGGAUUUCAGGAAGAGAAUCGAACAAUACGAAAGUGUAUAUCAAACUAUCACCGAACCUGAUAUCUCCUAUUGUAGGAUAUUGAAUGUUGGUCAAAGGGUUACGAUCAAUAGGAUACAGAGUUAUCUGCAAUCUAGAGUCGCUUUCUAUCUAAUGAAUCUGCAUUUGAAACCUAGAAGUAUCUAUUUAUCGAGGCACGGAGAAUCAAUGUAUAACGUCGAAGGUAAAAUCGGUGGUGAUUCCGACUUGUCUCCCAGAGGAUGGGAAUACGCACGUGCUUUGCCUGCUUUGGUAAGGGAUAAUAUAGGUGAUGGACCACUGGAAGUCUGGACAUCGACUUUACAGCGUACGCAACAGACCGGUAGUUUCCUACCUUUCGAGAAGAAGACUUGGAAAUCACUAGAUGAGCUGGAUGCGGGUGUCUGUGAUGGUAUGACAUAUGAGGAGAUUGAGGAAAAAUAUCCUGAAGAUUACGAAUCCCGGGACGAAGACAAGUUCAACUAUCGAUACAGAGGUGGUGAAUCGUAUCGAGAUGUGGUAGUUAGACUAGAACCUGUUAUUAUGGAAUUGGAAAGACAAGAGAACAUCUUGAUCAUUGCUCAUCAAGCGAUAUUGAGAUGUCUGUAUGCUUAUUUCCAUGGCAAGACUCAAGAGGAAUUACCAUAUAUCAAGAUACCUUUACAUACCCUAAUCAAAAUCUCACCUCGUGCGUAUGGAUGUCACGAAGAACGAUAUCCUCUCCCCAUCGCAGCAGUCGAUACACACCGACCCAAACCUAAAGGUAAAAAAGGUAAUACACCUUCUGCGAUUACACCUGCCGCGGCUGAGAACGAUAAGAAGGAACAACCUGUUCAAGAUGGAAAGGACGAGCAAGACUUCAAUGCCGAUUCGAACGCGGCGCGGGAUUACUUUGGGGACAAGGCGGGUAAAGGGAUAGGUGUGAAACCUGAGAGUGUAUCGAGGAUAUUGGAGCAAAAGGUGAAAGAGGGGAAUAUAAAACCUACUGCGAUGAGUGGCUGA
This is a messenger RNA of Kwoniella botswanensis, 2049 nucleotides long. RefSeq lists its product as uncharacterized. The record is from RefSeq and is a predicted model, not a curated record. Gene Ontology annotation, cellular component: cytosol. The coding region runs from base 1 to 2049 and encodes 682 amino acids. Gene Ontology annotation, biological process: fructose 2,6-bisphosphate metabolic process; fructose metabolic process. NCBI's taxonomy places the organism in Eukaryota, Fungi, Basidiomycota, Tremellomycetes, Tremellales, Cryptococcaceae. The transcript has 9 exons. Gene Ontology annotation, molecular function: fructose-2,6-bisphosphate 2-phosphatase activity; ATP binding; 6-phosphofructo-2-kinase activity.